AUGCCAGCGCAUCCCGAAACCGUCGAGGAGUGGUGUCACCUGGUUCCUCAUUUGCUUUCCCCAGCAGGCUGGAACAGCAUCGCCGAAGCGCAGUCGGCCAGCGUCUCCCAUUGCACCUGUCCUUGGGGUGGAAGUUUGGUGAAGCUUGCGGUGCCGGACGUUGAGGUGGAAAACGCCCCGGCAGACCAGUCGUGCGUCUUCGUCCGCCCGGAGUCCCGAGCAUGGGGGGCGAGUACCUUCGCCAAAACGAGCCCCGAGUACUUCGCCGUGCGGGAGCAGCUUGCGCUUGCACCAGGAGAUGCCAUCGUCUGCCGUUGGGCAUCCUUGAAAGUGCUGCGCCUCUUUGCAGUGCUCUUCGGUGAGAUGGGGACAGAGUUUCUGCAGGCCCAUUUUUACAACCCGGCUGAAGCUGCAGAGCUUCGCAUGUGCACUCAGCGCAACUAUCCGCAAGCUGGCGACUGUUCUUCGACCCUCACCAGCCUGUCGGAGCCCUUCGAAGCCAUCAACUUCUGCCGCCCUGCCGGGGUGCCGGGGAUGUUCAACUUGUACCACAUCUUCCGGGUGCCUAAGGUGAUCAAGCUUACGAACUGGGCUACUGCCCAACUGCAUCGGACCAUCGAAUCAGGCAGGAAAGUUGCGCAGUAUUACCUCAACCGGCCGGGGAUAUGCGAGAUACGUGCCUUCGAUCAGCAAUACUACGUUGUUCUCACCAUCCAAAGCUUCAAGCGCGGAAAUCCAAUGAUUCCAGUGUACACAGAUGAAGAUGGCAAAGAUGACAGUGAAGAUGUCACGAGAAUCGAUGCCGGCAAGAGCAUGGGAUUGACAACGUGGGCCCGAUACGAUCCUGCGGAAGUUGGCAGUGAUCGCUUCCUGCUGUCCGGCUACAUGAAAGCCUUCGCGAAUCGCCUCGGCGAAAGCUUGAACUUCUACCAAUCCCUGGAUGGACAAGAGCUGCUCUACUUCCAGUGUGUGGUGUCUCGGGAAGAAUGGUCCCGUGUCCAGGAACGCUUGAAGGAUGCAUACUUGCUCCAAAAGACUGCGUACCGACGUGCCAACGGUGGAGCACAGGCACCGGGACUGAACGAAGGGAGCAAGCCACGCUUCUGCAAGGAUGUCAGCCUCGACUCUCUGGAAGAGCCUCGACUGCUAAGCCUUUUUGUUGUCGACUGCAAUUCGAGCAGCCUCUAG
This is a messenger RNA of Symbiodinium sp. CCMP2592, 1188 nucleotides long. The record is from the annotation of a GenBank genome assembly. Lineage: Eukaryota; Dinophyceae; Suessiales; Symbiodiniaceae.